Messenger RNA from Dermacentor silvarum, 585 nucleotides. RefSeq lists its product as uncharacterized. The record is from RefSeq and is a predicted model, not a curated record. The transcript is spliced from 2 exons. Lineage: Eukaryota; Metazoa; Arthropoda; Arachnida; Ixodida; Ixodidae. The coding region runs from base 26 to 562 and encodes 178 amino acids.
CCGGAAUUCGCCCGGAUACGAAGAAAUGGACUGCAGGCGUCUCGUUCCACAAUCCAAAGUACUUGUUUCUAUUAUCAUCGUUUGCAUUGAUGCAGUUUUGACAUCCGACGUUCAGUCAAGAAAUUCGUGGAUCGCCUCGAUGAUGCUGUCCGGCGCGACGAUUCAGGUCACCCCCGAAGUGUUCAGUGCUGGCGUGUUGGCAACGCUGGCAUCGGGUUUCAAGGCAAAGGAAAAAAGAGGCCUCGCUUACGAAGCCAGCUUCAGUGACCUGCAGAUCUCGCACACUCUGGGGAUCCCGCUGGUUUCAAAGGGCGUAAAGGCCUCGGUGUACAUCAACUCCCUGAAGUGGCGCCUGGAAGUCCUUGUCAACGAUGCCACCGGUGAAACAACGUUCAGAGACUUUCAGUUCCACCUUGGGCAUGUCACCGUGAAGACCAAAGGCUUGUGGUAUCUGGACCACGUCGUCGGCGCUUCACUGAACGUUCUUUUGGAGAUGACUCACGAUACAAUGCAGAGGAUAGGACAGUAUGUGGGUAGAAACGCACUCCGACAGUCUUUUUGACGGCUAAGUAUACUUCGUCAGCG